AUGGAAUUGGAGCAAUUAGACGUCGUGAGUCGCUGCAUUGGGCAGACACUGACACCACAGGAGCGAUCAAUUCUUGAGAUAGGAAUGCUGAAGCGCAACGCGACAGAAAUAUUUCAGUCAAUACGUUUUUGGGGUCGUAUCUCCGGUGAGGCACAAGAUUAUCUCAUUUCUGUUGCUGUGAUGCCUGGUAAAAGUUAUCUUACAAAAAAGUUCUACUUUUGCACGAACUCAUCGCCGGAAUUGCAGCAAUUUCCUCACUUGAACAAGAACAAAAGCACUAAGGCAUCGAUGCUUACUUCACGAUUAAAAGGAGAUCCGACGUUACUACUCGACGACGAUGAAGAUGUUCGAGACGAAGAAGAAGGCGAAACACCAUUUUGUGAACUAGACCGACUCGCAUACAUUGUAAAUGAAAUUGAUCACGCUACGUCAAUUGUGCCUUUGGGGGCCUACAUUGUCUCCCCAAUGCGUCAAGUCAUCGCCAAUCCUUCAUUUCAUGGACUUACGUGGGACCAAUCAUUAUACCUUCACAAUUUCUUUCACUUUCGAUAUCCAGAUCUUCCGGAACGAGCGCAGAUCAUCGAGGACACAGAGGGUUUGGUGCGUGCAAGGGACUUCCUCGAUCCACUUUUCCAAGAUCUAGACGGCGCUUGGACCCUUUGCAAGGACAACACAGGGGUCUAUAUGACUUUGCUUAACUAUGUAUACCCUGGUUCGUUUACAUUUCAUCGUCCCUUGACUACACAUUACGGCAGUGUCUAUUUUGGCGAUGGACGAAAGAAUUUGGAUAUUGCAUUUAUGCUUUGA
Messenger RNA from Plasmopara halstedii, 807 nucleotides. Its product is annotated as radial spoke protein. Gene Ontology annotation, cellular component: axoneme. Bases 1 to 807 code for a protein of 268 amino acids. The transcript has 2 exons. The record is from RefSeq and is a predicted model, not a curated record. Lineage: Eukaryota; Oomycota; Peronosporomycetes; Peronosporales; Peronosporaceae. Gene Ontology annotation, biological process: motile cilium assembly; axoneme assembly; cilium movement involved in cell motility.